AAGGCCCCCUUUAUUUUGAUUGACACCAACUAAUCAUUAUUUGUGCAGCUCAACAAGGGUGUAGGCACGUAUAAGUUCCCAUAUAUGGUCUUUAUGGAUGCUAUUAGUAUAUGAUUCACAUGGCUAUCACUCCAUCUGGACUUACGGGCGGUCCCCACGGGCAGCAAGACAGCCUCAAAGUCACCAUUCAGCCUUCAGACCGAAGAAAUCGUCGGAGAUGAUAAAUACCCAAGCCUGAUAUAUAUCACUUCCACUCGUACGAUAUCCGGACUCAUGAGAGGAAUAGGUUUCCUGUUUGCUUUUCCGCACUAUAGCCUAGUAGAGAACUAGUUGAGGAAUGCUCGUCGUCGUAUGUAGCAUUUUAUUCCACGAGAUUGAUAAGUCGAAUAAGUUUCCAAGAAGAGAGAAAACACUACUACGAUGAGAUUUCUCUGCUUACCCGGCGCCUAUGGAAGUGCUAAGAACUUCGGCGUCCAGCUCGGACCGUUCGCCAAACACAUGGAGGACCGAGGCCUAGCAACGUUCGCUUUUACGCAAGGAGCGCAUGAGGUAGAGCCGCCGCUAGGUUGGGAGAACUAUUUCGGAUCGCGGCCGUUAUACCGGUUUAUCGAUGCAGCGGAGGGCGAUGCGUUCGAGGUGGUACGGCGUGUGCGGCAUAUUCCGCGGGGUCUUAGUCCCGAAGCCACUUUACGCUUGUUCAAACCAGACCGUCCUGUUGAUGUCGACUGGACGACGUUCCGGGAUGCACUGAGCGGCAUACUUAAGACUAUUGAAGAUGAUCCCGAAAUCGAUGGUCUCAUUGGUUAUUCAGAGGGUGCUAUGAUGGCCGCGUCAAUUUGCGCGGAGGAGCAUAGAAGGUGGGAGGAAAAGGGAACUCCUAGGCGGAUCAAGUUCGCUAUCUUCUUCGCCGGUACACCGCCUCUAGUAGCUGAAGGCGACGGGUUCAUAGCCAAGCUCGCAGAUGAAUACGGUACGACAAUUGAUAUCCCGACCUUUCACGUCUUCGGAUCGAAUGACCCUCUCGUAUACUCCUCCGUCGCUCUUUACAACGCGUGUAACCCAGACCUAGCCCAAUUAUACGACCACGGCCUCGGACACUUGGUCCCUCGCGACGCGGAUAACGUCGAGCAGCUCGGAGAUACGCUUUCGGAUGUAAUUACAAAGAUCAAUAAGGUACAAGAGAAGGAAGCAGCUGCGGCUGUGGCUCGUGGCCGGUCUGAGGAGGGUAACAGUGAGAAUAGUGAUGAUAAGGUUCUCCGGGACAGCUCUCGGCCCGGUACUGAGAGUGACUUUACUACCGAGGAGUUCACCAUUGAGUCCUCCGCUCCCACCUCCUCUGCUUCUUCUUCUGGAUCCAGCACCGGGUCUACGGCUGAGACGUCAGAUCUGGAGUCGCGAUCUAGUCACGGAAAUGGGCCUGAGGAGGUUAAGAAGAUCUAGGGUGCCUAAGGGCUCGUAGAAAUUGGUACUCGUCGAUCCUAGACUUAACCUAGUGUUGUUAUCAAACCUUCUGUGUUGGGAAUGUAUAAUAGCUGCAUUUAAGAGAUUCUUUGAUAGCCGAUUUGGUUUGUUUAAUAAGCAGUUGUCACCUUCAGUGCUGCAUAUUUAUACUCAAGUUCACAUCUACAGAUCUAUAAUAUCGGGUAAUAAGAUAAAAGUAAGCUAUCAUAACCAUUCCCCCUUUUUUAUUGA
Hypoxylon trugodes is the source of this 1692-nucleotide messenger RNA. Its product is annotated as serine hydrolase-domain-containing protein. Bases 421 to 1440 code for a protein of 339 amino acids. The record is from RefSeq and is a predicted model, not a curated record. Gene Ontology annotation, cellular component: nucleus; cytoplasm. The transcript has 3 exons. Lineage: Eukaryota; Fungi; Ascomycota; Sordariomycetes; Xylariales; Hypoxylaceae.